AUUCUUCAAGCAAGCUUCUAGGAGCGGAUUCUAAUCCGACCACUCUUUAGUUCUUCAAACAUGUCUACCAUUGUAUGCGGUAAGAGAUCGUCCUUCUUCGAGGAACUCUCAUCUACGCCUGUCUCCAAGAGAAUUCGCCUUUCUCCUUUGUCUCAUACAGGGGCGGAGCCAGGAUUUGAAAGUGCGCUAAAAGAAUGUAAUGAUGAUCUUGACUUGGCUAUUAAAAGUUUGAAUGAUCUUAUGGACCUACCUCGAGGAAAAAUCGAAGUUAAAACACAAUUACAAGAUUCAGGUAAUCAUGUGUCUUCUAGUAAGGAUCCGGUUAUCAUGAAUGGUACAGAUUGGGUUGAUCAUUUUGUAAGGGAAAUGAUGAACGCAUCCAAUAUGGAUGCUGCUAGGAUUCGUGCCUCUCAAGCUCUCGAGUUAUUUGAAAAAUGUGUUAUUUCUCGCACAACUAACCAGGCAGCCCAAACAUUUCAACAAGAAAAUAACUUGUUGAAGGAACAACUUGAAGCAAUUAUUUAUGAGAAUAGAAUACUUAAACGAGCAGUAAAUCUACAACAUAAAAAACAUCAAGAACAUGAAGAUAGUAGUCAAGAGAUGCACCAUCUAAAGAAGAUUUUGUCUCAACACCAAGAACAGCUCCGGACUCUCGAGGUGAACAACUACGCUCUCAAAAUGCAACUCGAGCAAGUUCAACCAAAUACCUCUAUUUUAAAUCAUUUCAAUCGAGAUAUCUUCUAG
Impatiens glandulifera is the source of this 744-nucleotide messenger RNA. RefSeq lists its product as uncharacterized. The transcript is spliced from 2 exons. The coding region runs from base 61 to 744 and encodes 227 amino acids. Lineage: Eukaryota; Viridiplantae; Streptophyta; Magnoliopsida; Ericales; Balsaminaceae. The record is from RefSeq and is a predicted model, not a curated record.